UGCACAACCGGCCGGAAAAGAUCGCCGAUCAAACUAAUGGGGAUGUAGCUUGUGAUAGCUACAAUAAUUGGCAACGUGACGUCGAGAUGCUUCGUGAGUUGGGCGUUAAUAUGUACCGGUUUUCGCUAGCUUGGAGCCGAAUCAUGCCUACGGGAAUAAGUAACAAAAUCAAUCAGGCCGGUAUAGACUACUACAAUAAAGUGAUUGAUGAACUGAUCAAGUACGGUAUCGAGCCAAUGGUUACCUUGUACCAUUGGGAUCUACCUCAGAGGUUGCAGGAGAUGGGAGGUUUCACCAAUCGGGAGAUUGUUGAUAAUUUCCGGGAAUACGCAAAGGUUGCUUUCGAGCAUUUUGGAGAUCGGGUGAAAUGGUGGACCACCUUCAACGAACCUCUGCAGACCUGUUUGUACUCGUACGAAUAUGAUUCUAUGGCUCCAGGGUAUGAUUUUCAAGCUGUUCCCAGUUAUUUGUGUACCCAUAACCUGUUGUUGUCUCAUGCGGAAGCUGUCCACCUGUAUCGGACAGAAUUUCAAACUACGCAGGGAGGAAUCAUAGGCAUCACGGUGGACUCAUCUUGGGCAGAACCUCGUAGUGAAACUCCUGAAGAUCGUGAGGCCUCUGAAUGGUCCAUGCAAUUCCAUAUCGGUUGGUACAUGCAUCCAAUUUUCUCAAAAUUAGGUAACUAUCCGCAAGUUAUGAUCGAUCGAGUGGACUUACUUAGCCGACAGCAGGGAUACUCAACUUCUAGACUUCCGAGGUUCACCGCCGAAGAAAUAGCAAAACUCAAAGGUUCUUCGGACUUUUUCGGUAUCAAUACCUACACUACAUCCUUGGUUUACAAAAACGAUCCGCUCAACAGUGCCGGAUACCGUGUUCCAUCCUUCGAACACGACCGGAACACUAUCGGCUAUCAGGAUCCCAGCUGGCCAGAAACUGGCUCCGGUUGGUUCCGCGUCUAUCCAAAGGGAAUGUACCACCUGCUUACCUGGAUCCGCAAAGAAUAUGACAACCCACCGGUCUACGUGACCGAAAAUGGUGUCAGCGAUCGGGGAGGCACCAAGGAUUUGAACCGGAUCAGCUACUACAACGACUACCUCAACGCCGUUCUGGAUGCCAUGGACGAGGGUAGCAACGUCAAAGGUUACGUUGCGUGGAGUUUGAUGGAUAAUUUUGAGUGGCGUGCUGGGUUGACGGAACGGUUUGGGUUGUAUUACGUGGAUUAUAGUGAUCCGGGAAGAAGGAGAAUUGCUAAGAGCUCGGCCAAAGUGUUCGCUAAUAUUAUUAAAACUAGGAGAAUUGAUCCGGACUUUAUUCCGGAGCCGGAAGUAUUGAUACCGGCCAAUGCUAGUUUGAGAUCGUCACGAAGUUUCAAAGUCAAUGUCGGAAAGAUCAAGUCAUUAGAAAUCAACACAGAAAAUCGCUCCAAUUUCGAGGUCGCUGGGCAACAGGUUGAGAAAGUGGAGGGCUUCCAGUAUAAUUGUUACCAGAUUGUGCCACAUGGUGGUACCAAGAAAGCCAUCGAAAGGUUGGAGUUCAAAGGGUUCACUGAAAACAAACUUACAGAAUAA
Molecule: messenger RNA, 1568 nt
Organism: Uranotaenia lowii
Lineage: Eukaryota; Metazoa; Arthropoda; Insecta; Diptera; Culicidae
Product: lactase/phlorizin hydrolase-like
Exons: 4
Coding region: 87-1568 (493 amino acids)
Biological process (GO): carbohydrate metabolic process
Molecular function (GO): beta-glucosidase activity
Source: RefSeq, a predicted model, not a curated record